Octopus sinensis (East Asian common octopus) is the source of this 4054-nucleotide messenger RNA. Its product is annotated as centrosomal protein of 164 kDa-like. Gene Ontology annotation, molecular function: protein binding. The transcript has 30 exons. The coding region runs from base 326 to 3817 and encodes 1163 amino acids. The record is from RefSeq and is a predicted model, not a curated record. NCBI's taxonomy places the organism in Eukaryota, Metazoa, Mollusca, Cephalopoda, Octopoda, Octopodidae.
CUCUUACACCGACGGACACCUGUCAUUGCAGUCAGCGUGGUGUCGUCAAUGUACUGGUACCGCUCAUCUUCACAAGUGCUGACCAAUUCAUCUAUGAAGAUUAAGAACAAUAAUGGCCCACCUUAUUGAGUCUUAUGGGUUGAUGGAGUGAUGGGUGUUAACUCAGAUUGGGUGAUUUUGAUGUUUUGCCCCUCAAGCUGAGUUGCGGAAUACUUGUUGGCGUCCAAAAACCUUGGGAAACGGGCAGUUAAAAACAAGUAUUUCAAGGUAUUUUUUAUAACAGACAUUGUUGGACUUUUUUUUUUUUUUGUAAAUUUGCGUCAAAAUGUCCACUCAAAACCAAAUUAUCCUCGAAGAAACAUUUGAUGAAAAUUAUCAACCAACUGAAGAAGAAAUCCUAGAAUAUGCUCGCACCAUUGAUAUUGAUCCAGAAAUAGAACCCCACCUCAUGUGGAUUGCACAGGAAGGAAUUCUUGCUCAUUUACCUGAUGAUUGGAGAGUUUGUGAAGAUUUAACAAGUGGCCACAUUUACUACUUCAACCUGAUGAAUGGAAACAGCACGUGGGACCACCCUUGUGAUGAUUAUUAUAAAAAAAUGGCUGAAGGAGAAAGGGAAAAAAAUAUCAUAAAUAACAAUGUUCCAGCUGGCAAGAAGGAAAAAGACCUCAUUAUCAUGAAUAAAGACAAGUUAGAACAUAAUGAUUCCCGACUUGAAGCACCAAAAGCAAAUUUCAGUCCUGGUUUACCUUCUGUACAUAAAACCAACAAACCUCUCAGUAAUUUGGCCCCAUUGAAAACGUCUGGAAAUGUAUUAGCUUCCCUUCAAGCUUCCACUGGUCAAAAUGUGAAAUCCAGUUUGAACCUAACUGGGACAUCAUCAAAAACCGGCUCUGUGGGUGUGUCAAACAGUAGACACUUCACUAGUAGCAUGAGUAUACCAGUGUAUUCCACAGAAUUUGAAGAUGAAGUGGAGCAGGGCAAAGAAGAAAAGAAGCAAAUCAAUAUUCAGGGAGACAGUGACAGUGAAAGUGAAAGUGAAGAUUAUGGCAAAGAUGUGGAUUUCGGCAUUGACAAAGGUCUGUCUGAAAAAAUUAUGGAUAUUGAGAAUUUUGACUUUGCAUUUCGAGAUUUCUUAGAAAAGGACUUUGAUGGCACUUUGUCUUUGAAAUCUACUGGAGAGAAAGUCAGCCCAUCUUUUCUUGAUGUUGCUGGAGGUGAAAACAAAAGAAUCCAAGAGAUCUUAACGCCGUCACCAACACCAACACCAACACCAACAUCACCAUCACUAGGUGCUGUAGUUGCAGCAAAAACCCCAGUUGUGGUAGUAUCAACAGCAACAGCUAACAGGUUAUCUUCUGAAGAAGCUUCAAAAAUGAGUCUUCCAGAAGAAAUGAAGAAAACAACAGAGGAAUGUUCAGAAACCGAUUUAGAAUCAAAGAAGCAAGAAAUAGCAGAGAAACAUGAGAAAUCACUGAAAGAACUCAGAGAAAAAUAUGAAAAAGAACUUGAGAAAGCCAAAGAAGAAAUAAGAGAGAAUAAAGAGACCAAAGUUAAGGAACUCAAAGCAAUCUUUCUGAAAGAAGAACUUAAAGAAAUUGAGAAAAUUGAACAAGAUAAAGAAGACAGGAUCAAAUCAGCACAAGAGGAACUUGAAGACCAACUGUCCAAGUUAAAAUCUGAAAACCAAAAUGUUUAUGAAAAAGAGAAAGAAAAAAUUAUGCAGACCUUAAAUCAAAAGGAGUUAAUGCAGUCACUAAAUUCUCAAGAAAGUUUGCAUGAAGAAAGUAGCAUAAUGGAAACAGAGAAAAUAAAAAUGUCUAAAAUACAACAAAAUGCUGUUGAACAUCUUAACCGUGAGCUUGAAGAUAUUCUUCAACAACGUCGCCAAAGUCUGAAAGAGAAACAUCAAGCAGAAACCAAAGAAAUUGAGGCAAAACAUGAAAAACUUCUUGAAAAGCUCAAAGAGGACUUUAAAGAGAAGGAGAAACAGGAGAGAAAAAACUUUGCUGAGAAACUUAGUGCCAAACAAAAAGAGAUGAGAGAAGAAAUGCAGCAGAAAAUGGCAAGUCUGAAGAAGGAACUAACAGCAGAAAGAGAGAAAAUAGAAAAACAGAAUGCAUUAGAAAAUGCGUCUUUAAGAGAAAAGCUUGUUAAUCUUCAAAAGCAAAGAGAGGAACUGGAGCAGUCUACAGAGGAAUUAGCCAGAAAGGAAAAAGAUUUUGAAGAAAGAAGGGCUAAAUUCUUAAAAAAUCACAAAGUAUUUUUUGAAGAGUUUAAGAAAGCUGAUGUUAACCAUUCUCUACCCUCUGAAAAUGGCAGUAAUUCAAAAAUAGCAAAUCAAGACAAAGAGAAACUUUCUCCUUCUCCUUCUUCUCUUCGGUUGGGAUCAGCAGAUCUUGUGAAUGGCAACGAUAGUUUCUUUAAUGGUCUGGGAAAUAUUGAAGACGUUCACAUUGAUGAUUGUGCAGAAGGAACCUUUGGCUCUCAACCAAUGCCAAGAGCUCUGUCAAGUUUUAAGGAAAAUCAAAACAGUUCGUCACUUGGUUCAAAACCAAAUACUCCUGUUGAAAAUGCACAAAAAUCACCUAGGACCAAAAUUACAAAUACACAUCUACCGAAGUCAGAUAUAUCACCAGCGGAUGAAAAGGUUGCUCUGUCUUCUGUGAUAUUUGAGGAGUUACGAGUCAAUUUAGAGAACAUCAAUGACAAAUUUAAGCUACUUCAGAACUAUAUACACCCUGAACAACAGAUCAGAUCUACCUGGCCAAAACAGGUGACAAGAAUAGGUGACAGCAAAGAAACUCCAUAUUUGAAGUAUGCCAAUGGUUCAAGGCCUGUGACUUUUGACCCUGCUUUGGACUUGGAACUGAACACAGAUAUUGAUAAUGUUGAUGAUGAUUAUGAUAAUGGUCUUGAUGAUACCUUGGAAUCAAGCAGUGAAGAUGACAGCUACAACAACUUGAUUAAGUUGCUGAAAAGUAACCAGAAUGUUCCAGCGGAAUCUGGGAUAAUUCCAGAAACAUCUCAGAAUAAUUAUGUGAAUGCCAAAUCUACUAAAGCUGGAGACUCUUUGGACAACCAGUACCUUUGUCAUUUAAUUGGAGACUUAUGUUCUGUGAUUGACGAAACACCAGUAACUCCACAGGUGACAGAAAUCAAACAGUCUGAUUGGACCAAUCCAAUUUCUCAUGCCAAUGCUAUUUUACAGUCCAGAAGGUCAGCAGUAAAACAGAACAAAUUGAGAUUAUCUCCUAAAAUAUCUCGUACCAAACAGUUGUCAUGGCAACAUUAUUCAAGCAACAUACCAAAAUCAUAUUUCGAAGUUCCUAAAGCUACCAGUUCAAAUUACUCUGCACAAUAUAUACCAGCCAAAGAUCUUUUACUUGAGCUGCGCAGACCAACUAGUUAUGGUGGUACAGUUUCUGUGAGCGACUGGUUGACUGAACAACGAAGCCAAAUACAGCCUGUUAAACCAGACCAAGCAUCAUUUACAAACAUUACAAAGUUUUAUACUGUUGAUAUACCUGAUCAAAACAGCUACCUCAAUAUCAGCAGCAGCAACCAGCUUGGCAACAACAGCAUCUUCAACAACAACAUUGGUGACAAUAAUUUUGGUGGCAACAAUAUUGUCAGCAACAACAUGAACAGUAUAUUUGAGCCAUUAGCAUUAGCAACACCAAAGCCGAUAGCAUUAGCAACACCAAAGCCACUAGGAUUAUCAACACCAAAACUCACAUCUGAAGCACCAAAGCUCAAACUAGACGCCAACAAUCAGAUCAGUAUUGAAAAACCUUUAGCAUUCACAUUGCCUUGCUGAGACAGAUGAACAAUUAUUAAUUCUCUUCAAAGAGUUGAACUUUACCAUUGAACUCCGUCCAUCCUUUUCUAUAUCCCUUGUCCUUUUAUCUACUCUGAUUAUUUUCAAAAGGAAAGAGAACAUUUCGAAAAAAAGAGUUCACAAUUUUAGGACCAAAAUUCUAAACCACUCUCUGUUCACCUUAAAAUGAAUUCUCUUAAUUUUUAUACAAAAUAUUUUUAAGCAAUCUAAAAGCAU